Messenger RNA from Bacidia gigantensis, 1542 nucleotides. RefSeq lists its product as uncharacterized. Lineage: Eukaryota; Fungi; Ascomycota; Lecanoromycetes; Lecanorales; Ramalinaceae. Gene Ontology annotation, molecular function: carbohydrate:proton symporter activity. Gene Ontology annotation, biological process: carbohydrate transport; transmembrane transport. The transcript is spliced from 3 exons. Bases 1 to 1542 code for a protein of 513 amino acids. The record is from RefSeq and is a predicted model, not a curated record. Gene Ontology annotation, cellular component: membrane.
AUGUCUUCAAUCUCCAACAAGCUCCUGGACAAGAAGACCGAGAUCGUCUUCUUCUCUGCGACCGCUAUCGCCUUGUAUGGCUACGACCAAGGGAUGAUGUCCCUGAUCAAUACGAAUUAUGACUACCUUCGUACCAUGGGCAUCUCUGGAGAAAGCCCUCUCGUCGGCAUCAUCGUGUCAGUCUACUAUCUAGGCUGUGCUGUGGGCGCUAUCAUGUUCAGCGUCUUGGCCGAUAAGACUGGCCGAAGACCCAGCAUUUUUGCCUGCCUAGCAGUCUCCGCCUUGGGCAAUCUGCUCAUGUUCAUUUCCGGCCUUGGAUAUAGCCGCGGAGCGAUGACAAUGAUGUUCCUCGGCAGAAUUGUAAUGGGUCUUGGGGUCGGCGGCGUGGACUCUGUCAUUCCAACCUAUUCGUCCGAAUUGACUUCCGAUGGCGGAAGAGGGGAGGCAAUGGCAAAAGAGUUUCAGUCCAAUAUCUUUGGUUUGAAUAUGGCGUUUGGGAUCAAUUUGGGUGUCACACAAGCCCUUGGAAAGAACAAUGAAUGGGCUUGGCGAAUUCCUAUCAUUGCUAUGCAGUGUUACCCAGUGCUCCUGCUUUCGAUCAUCCAGCGGCUUCCGGAGUCUCCACGCUGGCUCAUUUUCCACGAACGAAAGGAUGACGCCAAAGAGUCCCUGGCGCGGAUUUACGGGGAAGAAGAAACUCCCUCCAAAUAUGAGGAGCUGGAGAAGGCGCACGAAGAAGAGUCAAGCCACGAGAUCGGUUGGAACGACAUGAUAUGGCCGGGGAGUGCACAAUGGCACCAGACUAGUGUCACCAUCAUGGGCCAAGUCAAUCAGGCUUUGACCGGUUACGGCGCCGUGUCCGUGUACGGGCCACAGAUCUUUGAGCUUUUGGGCUUAGGAGUCACUGAGUCGGAGCACCUCACUCAAGGCAACUACAUAUCCUACUUUUUCCUUAUGACUUUCGCGUGGCUUCUCAUCGACAGGGUUGGGAGACGUACCACUAUGAUCGCCGGCGCAUUUGGGAUUGCAGGGUGCUUCUUGCUCCUGACAAUUUUCGGCGGUCUUGCUCAGAAUUGCGACAAGCUUGGUAUUCCGGACAAGCCCAUCGCGAUUGUAGGAUCAAUCUUCUUGUUCAUCGCAACAGGGACAUUUGGUGUCGGAUGGCUGACCCAGCCCUGGCUCAUUCCAACCGAGAUCUAUCCAGUCACAUCUCGGGCCCAAGGCGCUGCCAUUUCAGUCAUCAUUUGGGGCAUCGCCAACUUUGUGGUUACAUUGAUUACACCUAUUUUGUUCAACACCCUGAGCUUCUGGCUGUUUCUUAUCUUUGCUGUAACAAAUACCUUUGCUGCUUGGUGGACCUUUGUCUAUUCUCCAGAAACAGGAGGCAGGUCCUUCGAGGAGAACCAACAAUUCUUCGAAGACGCAGCGAAGGAGAAGACUUGGUCUGUUCUCAAAGUCGAUGACGCGUCAUAUAGAUACAUGCCAAGAGAAAAUGAGAAAGGCCAGGAUGGCGAGAACCAGCCUCUGCUUGGGGGUUCUUAG